Molecule: messenger RNA, 5269 nt
Organism: Coccinella septempunctata (seven-spotted ladybird)
Lineage: Eukaryota; Metazoa; Arthropoda; Insecta; Coleoptera; Coccinellidae
Exons: 5
Coding region: 140-4948 (1602 amino acids)
Source: RefSeq, a predicted model, not a curated record
GGGUUACAUAUGUUUUAUCGUCAUGCCGGCAUUAUUUUAACCUCCGUUUAUUUUUUUUUAAUCAAUGUGAUCGCUACUCCUCUCAAGUUACAUGUUAAUUACUGUGAUAUUGCUUAAAUGUUAAUAUUUCUGACUGAAAAUGGUUCAAGUCGAUAAGGGAGAAUUUCUUCAACCAAAAACGAUAAGUCCAAAAGUUUUCAAAUAUUUGAAAGAACUCGGUGAAGAAGCACCCGCUCAUGAAAGAGUGGUCAUACUUACAUUCAAUCAAUUUCCAUUCAGUUACUUUGCUCGUAUGACACCUGACGGAUAUAAUAAUGGGGAGAAAUUACCCUCCCAUGUUUUAAUUCCAUGUAUCAGAUUUGUGUAUGAUAGGACGUUCCACUUUUUAGGAAGCUUAUUUUUUUAUUCAGAUUAUAUGGAGAAAGAUAUAGACAAAUUCAGCAAGGAUAUAUCCGAAUGUAUGAAACUUUACAUUUUAGCACUAAAGCAUGCAAGUUUGACUGUAAUUGCUACUGUUGCACCCAUGACAGAUACUUUUUAUGGAGCUAUCAAAAACCUAUGUUAUAUACCUUACUUUCAUGAAUUCUACGGAGCUCUCUGCUAUUAUGUUGAGGAUAUGUGCAUUUAUCAUAUCCACGAUCCGACACAUGUUGAGAACCGCUUUGUGAAACUCUUUCUCGAAAAUGACCUUGAAUUUUUAGUCCAUGGAGUUGGAUAUAUAGCUUCGAAAGCAGAUAUUGUGGAGUGUUUGAAAAUGAAUAAAAAACCACUAUUUUCAAGAAAUCUAGAAGAAGAUUUUUUUGAACAAACAAGUACUGUAGGUCAAUAUUAUUUGAGUGAUGAAGUCAGCCAAAACAUAGCAAGACUUAUCGAACUGAAAAUAUUACCUCCCAAAGCCAAAGGAACUGCAAUUUUCAUAAAAAUUUUUCGAGAAUUAUUUGAAGAAUUAUAUUCAAAUUCUGAUGAUGCAAAAUUUCUCAUCCUUAACGACAGUGCAAUGAAUGAUCUUAUGAAUUUCACUCAGAGCCUAAAAGCAAUUGAAGAAAAAAAAACUUCAGGGGUAUCUUCACAAAGCUCAAACAGAGAACAGCCAAAAUCAUCAAAAACUGUUAGAAAUUUGAAAGAUAUUGAUAGUUAUUUAACCAAAGAACAAUCUGACAAGGCAGAAAAAGAGGAAAAUGCUAAAUUCAAAGAAAAGGCGAAAAAGCUUGAACGUGAUAUCUAUUCUGAAAUGUGUAAUACACCUGAUUUCAUUGAAAAUAAUCCUGAUGUUGUAAUAACCACUUCCUCUGGCAAAACAUUAAGUGCAACUCCUACUGGAGGAAUUAAAAGAAGUCGAAAGAAAAAAAACGCCCCUAUUCCUCCCGAUGUCAGGAAAGAAUUGAUAAGAGCAAGAAUUGCUGCAGCAGAAGCAUCAAAGGUUACAACAUCCACUAAGAAAAAAGAAUUGGCUAAAACUAAAAUUCCAACAACACCAAAGGAAGAAACUCAGAGGUGUUGUGAUGAGGUAACUCUUUCUUCCAAAGCCAAGGGUAAGAAGCACAAAAAUACUGACAGUCAUUUGAAUAACCAACCACCUGUGCAAGUGGCAAGUAGGGAGAAAAAAAAAAGAGAGCCUCAAAGCAAAUGUGGUGAUCAAGAAAGUAAUCAGAAAAAUAGUCAAGAUUCUGAAAAGAGUUUGGAGUCAAAAUGUAAAAAAAGAAAAAAAUCCAAAAGCGAAUCACUCAACACUUCCCAGAGCAGCUUUGACAAUAGUCUUAAUUCCAUUACUGAAGACCAAAUGAAACGGCCAACAAUUACCAGAGUGCAGACACAAAAUAAAACCAUUGUUAAGAAAAUCAGUUUUGAAGAUGAUAAACAAUCUGAAAGUAAAUCAAAGCUUGCUGAAAAAGCAACAAAAAAACUAGAUGUAAAAGCAGAGGUUGAAAAUACUGCCACAAAAAAUAAAACAAAUAAAGAAAAACUCCAUAAACUUCUAGAUGACAAAAAUAUUGCGUGUAAAACAACAAGCUUUGAGCAUUCUAUCAACCCUAAGAAAAGAAAGAAAUCUAAUAAUGAACAUGGUGGAAUGCCUGAAGGAAUUGAACUGUCUGAAACUCUAAUAAAAUAUAGUGCUCAAGCAGGAACUGAAGGUGAAUGCAAUUUAAUGAAGAGUAGUUUUGAAAAUACUAAUGUAAGAAAUAUUGAAGUUCCUAAUUUGAUAGAUUAUGAACUCCAAAUAGAAAGACUAAAUGAAAUUGAGAGGACAAGAAAUGUAGAGGAUGCAUUUGAAAUUGAAGAAUUUGGGGGAGGGAUUCCUCUUACAGUUGAAGAAUUUGAAUCCACCCUAAUGGAGGUACAGGGCACUGAUCAAGCAGAAGCUUUGAAAACCAAUAUAUCAUCGACAGAGUUGGAAAACACUGCUAACAUAAAUUAUGAUGAACAAGUUGGAAUUUCUGAUAUGGCUGUAAAUUUUAAACCAUUCACUUCAGAACCCACUAAUAGCAAAACUAUUUGUCCCAGAAAUGAAGAAGAAACCCCUGAAUUUAUAAAGAUGCUUAAAACUCCUGAUGCUCAUAAGGACUCAGGUGAUGUUUCUGAUUUAGCGGAAAAUUCUAAACCCAUUCUAUCAGAAAUUGAACUGAGUCAAAAGCAUGGUAUUAGAGUAAAUACGGAUGAUGCAACUGGAGUUAGGAGCUCAGAAAACAUUGUGUCAAAUCAAGAAAUUAAAAAUGAAAGUGAAGUGACUUCAGAUGAAAAAGCUUGGGAAAGAGUUGAUACUGAUAGAAAACCUAUUGUAUCAGGAAUAGAUAAUGAAAGUAAGAUUGCGGAUAACAAUGACGAUAAUGAAGUAGAUAAAAUUUCUGAUUCAUUUAAAUAUUCACAAGGUAAUGAGAAUUGCGGUAUAGUUGGGGCUGGCAAUGAUUGGGGUGAUACAGAUGAAAUUCCUGACUUGAUUGAAGAUUCAGAACCUAUUGAACCAAAAAUAGAAGAUAUGGGUAAGAAUAAAGGGAGUGCUAGUAACGCUAGUGAAAUAGAUGAACUUCCUGAAUUGGUUGAAGAUUUUGAACCCAUUGUUUCAGAAAUGGAGACAAAAAGUAUUACUGACUGUGUUAAAACAAAGAAAAUUCCUGAUCAGAUUGAAAGUUUAGGAACCUCUAUAUACGAAAAAGCUUCAAAUGAAUGUAUGAUGAACUGGAAUAUGAUCAGUUCUGACAAAAAUAUCGUAAAUCAGGAUGUUGUUCAAACUCGCAAUUCAAACCAAAAUGAAAUUGGAAAUAUUCAAUCAACUGCUAGUUCAAAAAAUGAUUACAAUGAGCCGAAAUCUGAAGGUUCCCAAAUAAUUAAAAAUGUUCUGCUAACAGAAGAGUUCUUACAACAGGAAUCAGAAGAUCUUGGAGUUGAUAAGAUUGAAAGAAAGUACUUAUCUCCAAUCAAAAGUGCAGACAACAUAAUAUCUCCUUCAUCAGGGGCUAAGAAAAAAAAUAAAUCAAUUCAAAAUGAGGAUGGAUCUGAUAAAGAAAAUACUGAUGUUAAUGAAACAAUAAGUCCCCCAGCGGUAAAUGUAAUAGAAAAAUUGGUCAGUGAUCAAGUAGAUGCUGAAGCUAUAAGAGGCAUUACGCUGUCCAUUUCCUCUGCUUCUCAGAUUAACCAAAAUAAGCAGGAAUUCGAAAGUGUUAGUGCACUUGAUGAAAAAAAUAAUACGAAACAGGAUAAUGUAGAGGUUUUUGUUGCAACAGAUCUCAUCAGUGAAGAAUCUAUGGACCUGCUAGUUCAGAACUAUCUCAAUUCUGAUCAGUAUCAGCAAAUAUUAGGAUCAGGAGCAAAAAUUGAUACGUCAUCCAAAUUUGAUGCAGUUGUCGACAGUUUCAGGAAAAAUUAUGAAAUACUGAAAUCUUCAAUGGGUAAAAAAUUAGAAGAUGAAAAUGAAAAAGAGGAACCUCCUAAAAAAGAAAAAAUGUUGUUACUAUUUAAAUGGAAAGAUAACAACACUGUUACUAUUGAAAGAGUUAGAGCUGAUUCUGUGAAGUUACCACCUCGGGAUCCAUUCAAAAUAACAGAUUUAAGAGAAAUUGAGCAUGAAACAUUUGUAAAGGACUCUAAAAGUCUACAUACAGAUAAUGUGGGGGAAUCUUCAACAAAGACAUCUGAUUAUCUGCCCAAAGUGCCUGACAAUGAAAACCUUGGGAAAAGUUCUGUGAAUGAGCAGGUUAAAUCUUUCAUCGAAUCAUUCAACAAAAAUGAUAUACCAGGGUCUAAUGAUUCAACCAAUAAACAUCCAUCUGAAAAUGCUGUAAAAACCGGAGCCAUAAAAAAAACUUACAAGAAAGUAACUACGUUUUCGGCCAAAGACAUUGAAGACAUCAAAAAUUGGGAUAAUUUCCACCAGUUUGUCAACAUUAUGAACACUUUUCUGAAAAAUAUAGUGCAAUUUUGCCCUGUUCUUUAUUCUACAACUGAAAUUAUGGAAAGGAUCGAAGAGGAUUGUCUGAAAGUCUUCCUUGUUCGAAGAUGUUCAUCUGAUAUAAGUUUAAAAGACCUAAAUGAAGGUAAUAACCCUUAUGGAACUCUUUUCUUCACAUAUAUAAAUAAGAGCAGCUACAAUCAAAGAGUGAAACGUGAAGUUGAUGCAAUGAUCCAAUUACUCGACGCCUUGGUUAUUGACGAAAUGAAUUAUGAUCCAGAAUCAGAAAUGAUUAGAAUUGAGACCAAACUAGUCCGAAACUUAUGGUUAAAUAAUGCAGUAGGAAUCAGGAGAAUCUUCGAAGAUCUACGAAAUUUCGAUGUUUAUGAUGAAUUGGCUCCUGACCUCUUUAAAACCGAUCAUGUUGUCCAAAUAAUGAAGCAUAUACUCCAAAAAGGAAACGAUCCAUAUUCUUUCGAUUUUAAUUAUGAUUGUACACCUAUAGAUAUACGUGAAUGCUUCAACACCCUUAAACCACAUGGUAGUGUUCUAUUAGUUGAAUGAAAGCUUGCAUUUUGUUUAUAUGUUAUUUAAGUGAUUUGUUACAUUUUGUAAUUUGUUUUAUUGAUGCGAUACUGAAAACUAAAGAUGUGAUAAAUUAUCGACUGAAUUCUUAUUAGAUUUUAAGCAAUAUAAAGUUUUAAGACAACACUUUGUACCUGCCAAGUCAAAAAGACAUUCCAAUUUACUUGGAAAUUCAAGUAGAGACAUUGGUUAUUGACUCUGAUGUCAUUUGAUAUUCAGUAAAAAUUUAAUUUAUUUUUUUAUUGGAACAAAAAGAUGUACAUGUUACAUAUCCUUUAAUGAAAUGUUAUUUUUGAAUUU